Molecule: messenger RNA, 1557 nt
Organism: Truncatella angustata
Lineage: Eukaryota; Fungi; Ascomycota; Sordariomycetes; Amphisphaeriales; Sporocadaceae
Product: PI31 proteasome regulator N-terminal-domain-containing protein
Exons: 1
Coding region: 221-1348 (375 amino acids)
Biological process (GO): proteasome-mediated ubiquitin-dependent protein catabolic process
Molecular function (GO): proteasome binding; endopeptidase inhibitor activity
Source: RefSeq, a predicted model, not a curated record
CACGAAGAUGACGCUUUACGUGCGAAUGCAGCGUAUAACAGGGAGCUACCUCGUCUUGAGUAUCUCGUAUGAUGUCUUCCCCGUUUCAAUUCUACACCUGGUCUAAAUACCUUCCCUAACGAACGCUCCGCUCUCUCUUCCCCUCGUGCUUUCAAUCUUUCUGCAGACACUGCAGCUCCUGCUCAGCUACUACGUACACAACACCCCGCUAAGACACAAGAUGACAAACCCUCUCGAUCCGUCGACCAUCCUCAAGGGGAUGGCCGACGCUCUGCCCACUCACCCGCACGGUGACACAACCUCCGACCUCAGCAGUUCCCAUGAAGCGCUGGCACUGUUUGCACACGCUUGUAUGAUAUCGCUUGGGUUCCGCCUGCUAGGCUUUGACGAAGACAAGACGGUCGAAGCAACAUGUCGCCAACUUGCCCCACGCAUGCCAGAAAACUGGAAUGCAUCUUUCAAUACAUGCGCUUUUGUAUACGCGCAUUCACAGUCGGCUCUUCGAUUCAUUAUCAAGAUAGAUAGAUUAGGCGGGAAGGCUGAGAUUCGUGGUGUUGCUAUCGAUGAUGACCGCAUUGCAAGAGUCGAGGUAACAACCAAGGACUAUGUUUCCAACGGCUCGCUGCCUGUCAGGAUCACACUGACGGCUGAUGCAACCGAGGACCGAUCGGAUCUUCCAGACAAACUGCAGGCAGUGUUCAUUAACGAAGGUCGUAUUACAGAUCUUGCCAACCUCAUCAAAGUCAACAUUAUUCAAAAGUUGCUUCCUUCGCUACAGAAGGAUGGCUAUGAGGAGUCGCCAGAUGACCGCGCUGCUAGAGAGGAUGUCGAGGACGCCGCGCGUCGUGGACCAAGACGACCAGUCAUGCCCGAUCCCAUGCCGCAGCCAGCAAACCCAUACGGGUUUGAUGAUCCUUUGAACCCUCCGCCAAGACGGCCUGUUCCAGCCGGUGAUUUUCCACCUCCAGGCUUCGAAGACCCUUACGACAUUAAUCGACCGGCCGGUCGUGGUGGAUUGGGACCUCUCAGAUCGCCAUUCGGUAACCUAGGGGCGGACGACUUGAACCCACCUGGUCUCGGCCCGAACGACCCGUUUCGGCCAUCUCUUGGCGGUGGUGGCCUUCCGCGCCCUGGAGGGUCCAGAGGCAUGCACCCGACGUUUGAUGAUCCGCUUUUCGGAGGAGAAGGGGGCCAAGCUGGAUUUGACCCACAAGUACCGCCCGGAGCGAGAUAUGACCCUCUUGGUCCUGGUGGUAAUCCACGAUUUGGCAAUCGCGGGCCUGGUUCGGGUAACAACCCAUUUGGCGGCGGCGGUGGUUUUGGCGGGUUUGGCGGAGACAUAAUUUGAGCGCAACAUAUUGCAAAAAGGAGGUGGUGUACGAUCAGAUAUGAUAUGUUUUAAUAUGGGUGGGCUGAAACAUGUGUAUUAAAUUUUACGAUGAUCACGAACGGGCGAAAAUGAAAGCCACUGGGACAAAGCUGGCACAUAAAUCAAUCAAUUGCUGCAUCUAGGUGUAGGAAGACCCAAAUUCAAGAUAUCCUGUUUGCCCCGUGAAA